Gongylonema pulchrum is the source of this 276-nucleotide messenger RNA. Lineage: Eukaryota; Metazoa; Nematoda; Chromadorea; Rhabditida; Gongylonematidae. The record is from the annotation of a GenBank genome assembly.
CAGAAUUCGCACAGUUCACGCCGCUCAGCAGUUUCACUCACUGGUUUAUCUGGCGAUGAGAUUGCAAACCGUAAACGAGAACAAAACCGUUUGGCUGCUGCGCGAUAUCGGAAAAAGUUAAAAACAAACCACGACACGGAUAGGUUGGAAGUCGAGCGGCUGGAAGAACGGAAUGCUUAUUUAAGGACGAAUGUUGAGAUGCUUAUGGAACAGAUUAGUAACUAUAAGCAAAUAAUUUUAGAGAAUAUCCGGAAAUGCGAUGUGGAAAACAAAUAA